Neoarius graeffei (lesser salmon catfish) is the source of this 4568-nucleotide messenger RNA. It is a transcript of the gene usp13, whose product is annotated as ubiquitin specific peptidase 13. Gene Ontology annotation, molecular function: protein binding; cysteine-type deubiquitinase activity; zinc ion binding. The coding region runs from base 236 to 2815 and encodes 859 amino acids. The transcript is spliced from 21 exons. The record is from RefSeq and is a predicted model, not a curated record. Gene Ontology annotation, biological process: protein deubiquitination. Lineage: Eukaryota; Metazoa; Chordata; Actinopteri; Siluriformes; Ariidae.
ACGGUUUAAAGUGGGCGUGAGAUCGGCUGUCUUUUCUCUCCAACACGGCCGCUCGGCGGCUCCGCCCACCUCCAGUGUUUUCGUCGUUCCAUCCCUCCUGUUCGCAGGCGGGGAAUGUCGGCUGGGCGCGGGUUAAAAAUAAGCCCAUCAUCCCCUCUUCUCCUGGUUGACACUCCUCUCUGGGUCACUCGGAGCAUUCGGUGGCUUCAUUGGCUGGCAGCAGGAAUAUGCGAAGAUGGCCACGGACUUGGGCGAGCUGCUGGUGCCGUACAUGCCCACCAUACGGGUGCCGAGAUCAGGAGACCGAGUGUACAAGAGCGAGUGCGCCUUUUCCUACGACUCUCCGGAAUCAGAAGGUGGAUUGUAUGUGUGUAUGAACACAUUCCUGGGCUUUGGAAGAGAACAUGUGGAGAGACAUUACCGUAAAACUGGACAGUGUGUGUACAUGCACUUAAAACGUCAUGUGAAGGAGAAAGCCACAGGUGCUGCUGGGGGUGCUGUGCCAAGAAGACGGAACGGAAAAGUAUUUUUAGAUUUAGAACUUAACCGUGACUUUAACGGGGAUGAUUAUGAAUAUGAAGAUGAAGCCAAGCUUGUCAUAUUCCCAGACCACUUUGAGAUCCCUUUACCAAAUAUCGAGGAGUUGCCUGCCCUGGUGACAAUUGCUUGUGAUGCUGUACUUAAUGCUGCUUCUGCAUACAAAAAGCAAGAGCAAGAUUCAUGGGAGGAGGAGCUUCAAGUGUCCAAGCAUGCCAGAAGUCUCCAACAACAAGAGAAUGGAGUUCGGAUUCCUCCCAGUGGCUGGAAGUGUGCCAAGUGUGAAAUGCGAGAGAACCUGUGGCUGAACCUGACAGAUGGCUCGGUCCUCUGUGGGAAAUGGUUCUUCGAUGGAAGCGGAGGGAACGGACAUGCCCUCGAACACUAUAAAGAAACCAAAUUCCCGCUAGCAGUCAAGCUAAACACCAUCACCCCAGAUGGAGCAGACGUUUACUCCUUUGAUGAAGAAGAGGCAGUACUUGAUCCUCACAUAGCAGAACACUUGACACAUUUUGGAAUAGACAUGCUAAAGAUGCAAAGAAUGGAGAAUGGCCAUCACACAAACAACCAUGUGCAGCCUCGAGCCACUGAGUGGGAGGUGAUUCAGGAAUCUGGCCUAAAGCUGAAGGCAGUCUAUGGUUCAGGGUACACAGGCAUCAGAAACCUGGGCAACAGCUGCUACCUCAGCACCACUAUGCAAGUGCUCUUCAGUAUCCCUGAGUUCCAGAGAGCGUAUGUCGGAAAUCUGCAGAGAAUUUAUGAUUACUCGCCCCUUGAUCCUACCCAAGACUUCAGCACGCAAAUGGCCAAACUGGGUCAUGGACUACUUUCAGGCCAGUAUUCCAAACCACCAGUCAAAUCAGAACUCAUUGAACAGGUGAUGAAAGAAGAAUACAAGCAGCAGCACAAAGGGAUUUCCCCCAGAAUGUUCAAGGCUCUGGUAAGCAAGGGCCACCCAGAGUUCUCCUCAAAUAGACAGCAAGAUGCCCAAGAAUUCUUUCUGCAUUUCAUCAACCUCAUAGAGAGGAAUAGCGCUGGCUCGGAGAACCCCAGCGACGUGUUCCGCUUCAUCGUGGAGGAGCGUAUACAGUGCUGCCAGUCACAGAAAGUGCGUUACACACGAAGAGUGGACUACAUUAUGCAGCUUCCUGUGCCCUUGGAGGCUGCAACCAACAGAGAAGAGCUCAUGGCCUAUGAGACUAAGAGGAAGGAUGCUGAAGAAAACUUGCAUGCUCCUCCAGAUCCAGUGAGGGCCCGCAUUCCCUUCACUGCCUGUCUACAAGCCUUUACUGAACCUGAGAACGUUCCAGACUUCUGGAGCUCAGCACUGCAGGCCAAGUCAGCUGGAGUGAAGACUUCUCGCUUUGCAUCUUUUCCUGACUACAUGGUUGUACAGCUCAAAAAGUUCACUUUUGGACUGGACUGGAUUCCAAAAAAGUUAGAUGUUUCUGUAGACAUGCCUGACUUUAUGGAUUUGAAUCGGCUCAGGGCUACAGGGCUACAAGCAGAUGAAGAAGAGCUCCCUGACCUUAUGCCUCCAAUUGUCAUUCCUGAAGACACAAGAGACAGCUCAGUGAAUAAUUCUUUGGACUCUCCAGAAAUAGACGAGACCUCUGUGAUGCAGUUGGCAGAAAUGGGCUUCCCUCUGGAGGCCUGCCGGAAGGCCGUGUACUACACUGGGAAUAUGGGAGCUGAAAUGGCCUUUAAUUGGAUCGUUGCUCAUAUGGAGGAGCCAGACUUUGCAGAGCCCCUUGCGAUUCCUUCAUACAUGGAGGCAGACCUGCCCAGUGCCAGCUUUCCCACUGCCAGCCCUCUGGAUAACCAGCCUCCUGAGGAAAGCAUCUCAAUCCUCACUUCCAUGGGCUUCCCCAGACAUCACACUAUUCGAGCCCUGAAGGCCACAAAUAAUAACCUGGAGCGGGCGUUAGAUUGGAUCUUUACUCACCCAGAGAGUGAAGAAGAGAGCGAGGCUAUGUCUGACAUGGCUGACACUGAACCCAAUGAUACCAGUUUCUCAAAUCCCAACACACACAGUGACUCCACGCUGUCCCCAGAGCAGGAAAUGUGUAGUCCACGUGUUAGAGACGGCCCUGGACGGUAUGAACUCUUUGCCUUCCUAAGUCACAUGGGAACAUCAACAAUGUCUGGUCAUUAUGUAUGUCAUAUCAAGAAGGAAGGAAGAUGGGUGAUAUACAAUGAUCAUAGAGUAUGCUUGUCAGAAAGGCCCCCCAAAGACUUAGGUUACAUUUACUUUUACCGGCGUCUGCCCAUUUGCUAGUUUGGACCUUAGAGUAGAGCCACGCUGCCUGCAAGGCACAGAAAAGGAGGAGGAGGAUAUUACUGACACUGCAGGAAGCCUGGGAGGUGUUCGCACUAUAGAGAAGGAGAGAAUUCACCUCAAACACCGCAAAGACCUGCAAAGAAAAGGCUCCCCCAGUACAGGCAUGGUCACAUGGAGGUGGUUAAUCAUCUGUUCAUUUCUUUAUUGUUGGUUUGCUGAGAAUAUAUUCUGUACUGGAGAUACAGAGUGAAGUGUGCUGUUUAAAAUAUGCAGAUUAAUGUUCUAAUUUUUAUUUAUAUAUAUAUACACACAGAUUUGUUUUCUCUUUCAAUGCCUUGAGCUACUAUGCCAGUAUUUUUUCAAGCAAUCUUUUUUUUUUUUUUUUUAAAUGCAAACAUGAUUCUUCCUGGAUGUGGAAGUAUCGCUACUGCCAGCCCUGAUUUAUCCCAAGUUCAAUUUGUGUUCUUGGAAUUACAUUUUGGAUGUGCACUGGAACCCAUUACUGUGUUAAAAACAUUUUGAGGUUCACUGAACUUUAUGAAGUAAAGUGGAACUUAAGUUGCGUAAUAUUAUGCACAAGUACGCACAAACUGUUAAAGUAUUGGGUGAAGCAAAUUAGAAACGUCAAGUUUCUAAUUAAAUAUGCACUGUUACUAUAAUCUUUAUAUAUCCUUGAGCUUUUGGGGGGAAAAUAAUUCAACAGAUUUAUAUUCUAUCUUGUAAAAUGUCAGCACAAUGGAAAUACAGUAACUCCAUGAGGUUUACACCUUUAGUCAGUGUUGCAAGGCAAGAACGAUGUACCAAAUGAUUUGUGUUGUGCAAUAGUUAAGUGCUUUAUAUUCAUUGCCUUGUCCAGGUUCUCAGACUGCACAGGUCUGAUUCAUCGUAGUGUUUUCAUCUCAUUUUAUUCUCAAAUACAUGAAUAGACCAUUUGUAUCCAAUAUGUAAGCAAUAUAUAUAUAUUGACAAGUGGAUUCAACUUUCUAACAUCAUAUGCAGCGUCUUGCAUCAAACUUGGAUCUCAGUUUUUGUCAGAUCUUUGGGUGAUGUUAAUGUAGAAUGUAUUCUGUAUGGUGCUCAAUAAUGCCAAAUCUCUCACACUUUUCGAUGUUUUCCCCACAGGUUCCUCACAGAGGCAUAGAAUAGUAUGUAUGAGAAAUUGAUUUAUUUUGUCUUUCUUUUUACCCCAGCUACUCAUACAUUUUUCUCUGGGACAUUUGUACCAGAUAAACCGAUAUUUCUUGACAUGUUCUGUUUUAAUAUAGCAAUGUUUUGUUUCUUUCACUUUCUCUCUUCUCAGAUCUUAAGAGUUUAAGCAUACGUCAUAUGCUGUAUGUCUCCACUUUUCCUGUCUGCCUUUUUCUUUUCAGAGUGUGAAAGGUGAUGCUUCAAACACCUCCUUCAGCAGGGCUUCAUAUUAUCAGCUUGUGCACUACAAUCCAAAAUGUAUAAGUUAGCCAUUCGAUAUUUUGAAAAUGUAUAGUAGAGCUUAUGGUUCAUCUGUUUCUUCGUGUUUUUCAAGGAACUGAAUGUCACUGAAAGUGGUACAAAGUUUUUAUUUUAUUUUUUUUCUUUAUGCAAAUGUGUGCCAACCCCAUGGUUAUGCAAAUUUACACAACGUUCUUUUGCAAUGGAUUUUCCUAUCCAAAUAUUGCUUACAACAGAACAUUUAUGAGGGCAAAUGUGUUCAUGAGAGCAGUCUGUCCAAUAACACUAUUGACUGGACUAUUAAAUUAACCAAAUGACACAA